This is a messenger RNA of Vanrija pseudolonga, 1406 nucleotides long. RefSeq lists its product as uncharacterized. Gene Ontology annotation, molecular function: structural constituent of ribosome. Lineage: Eukaryota; Fungi; Basidiomycota; Tremellomycetes; Trichosporonales; Trichosporonaceae. Gene Ontology annotation, biological process: translation. Gene Ontology annotation, cellular component: ribosome; mitochondrion. The transcript is spliced from 4 exons. The coding region runs from base 66 to 1361 and encodes 431 amino acids. The record is from RefSeq and is a predicted model, not a curated record.
GGCAGCGAGCAGCUUCGACAAACAACGCCGACGCCGACGACAACAACGACAGCGACGCCGACGCCAUGUCCGUCACACACGUGGAUAAGAUCCCCAAGGGACUGCACCACCUCGAGGCGGCCUUCAAGAACAAGUUCGUUGCGAGGUACCCCGCGCGCGCACCACACGCCCCCAAGGCGUUCGUUCAGCCCAAGAACCGCAUCAAGCGAUGGAACAUUGUGCCGGGCGACAGCGUGCGCCUGACGGUCGGCAAGCCCGAAGAAAAGUACAACGAUGUCUCUGUUGGCGUUGCGUCCGGAUGGAAGGUGUACAAGGUCGCGAGCGUCGACAUGGAGCGUAACCGGGUGUACCUCGAGGGAUUGACUAACAACAAGUCGAACGCUGUUAGGCAACCCCCGCCCAACGUCGAGGAGCUCGACGCCGAGACGCUCAACCAGCUCAAGCAGCAGCAAAACUUUAUCAAGACGCGCCGGCCUGUCAACUACUCGAACGUGCAGCUGUGCGUCGAGGACAAUGGCGUCGACUCAGUGUUCGCCACGCGCCUGGGCACGUCCAAGCCCUACUGGAACCGCCAGGCGCGCGUGGCCGUGUGGCAGCGAUACGCUGCGGCGACGUCGGCCCCGACGACCCUGGAGCCGCACCCCAGGCGCAAUCAGGUGCGGAUUGAGUGGCCCAAGGCGAAGGGGCGCGAGACGUUCCCCAUCGGCCCGUACGACACGGACGAGAAGGCGCUCGUGACCCCCACCGUCGAGUUUGGCGCGCCGUCCAGCAUCCCCGAGACGCUCAUCCCGCGUUCGAUGCGCGCCAAGCCGCCAGCCGACCAGGACUACGCCGACGAGUACGUCUUCCGCCCGUCGGCGCGCAUGAACCCAGUCAUGCAGGCCGCCAUGCCGCUGUACCUCGGCGAGGAGCUCAGCCCGCGCUUCUCGCGCGCCAAGCAGACGGCAGGCUACAAUGAGAGGCGGCGCGCCGAGAAGGAGGUCCGCGAGCAGAUUGCGCGCGACACCGUCGCGCAGUGGGAGGCCGACGGGCGCGACGCCGGCCUCGAGGAGGUGCUCUCCACCGACCUCGUCAACCUCGACGGCCUCACCCUCCGCCCGCGUACCCGCAAGGAGGUGCGCGAGGCGACCCUCGCCGAGGUCGACGCCGCGGUCGCAAAGCACAAGGCCGACGUCGCGCGCGCACACGCCGCUGGGAUGGUCUCGGACGGCAUGGACGGCUGGGUCGACGGUCCAAAGGGCAAGCGCCUCGAGCGCAAGCGCCGCAGGAAGGCCCUCAAGGCUGAGAAGAUCGAGAGGCGCCUCGAGAACCUCACCCUCAAGGACGAGAAGAACCAGUUCGUGCCCUACGAGCUGCGUUAGUAGUAGGGAGGUGGCGAGACUAGAGCAUGCAUUACAUCACUGAGG